CUCCAGGCGUCCAUGCGUCACGCCACGAUCCUGCCGCACCCGGUCCGUAUCCGUAUCUUGGAUUCACCCUCGCCGAGAUAUCCCUCGGGGCCAGGGCCAGAGCGCGCGUGGCCGGUCAGCGAUCCCGGCCUCCUCGUCUUCGCCUUUUCCGCCCCGCCGUCUCCUGUGCCGCGGCCUCGUCGCCCUCGGCUAUAUAUAGGGGCAGGGUGGCGACGCUCUCCAAAGGCCUUUUCUUUCCCUUUCUCUCCACAGUCCGAGCAUAGUAGUCCUAGGUAGAGAUGGCGAGCUUCAAGGGCCUUGUCGGCGAGGGGAGCGCGGCGCUGCCGCACGUCCUCGCCGUGGACGACAGCUCGGUCGACCGCGCCGUCAUCUCCGGCAUCCUCCGGAGCUCCAAGUUCCGCGUGACCGCCGUGGACAGCGGGAAGAGGGCCCUGGAGCUUCUUGGCUCCGUAUGUGAUCUUCCUCGAACCUUAAUUUGUCCCUUUUAUUUCGGAUAUUUUUGUGCUUUUUGCAUGUGUCUUACUGUGUGUUCUUGGGCGUCGCAGGAGGCCAAUGUGAGCAUGAUAAUCACCGACUACUGGAUGCCGGAGAUGACGGGCUACGAGCUCCUCAAGAAGGUCAAGGGGUCGUCCAAGCUGAGGGAGAUCCCCGUGGUGAUCAUGUCCUCGGAGAACGUGCCUACAAGGAUCAACAGGUGCCUGGAGGAGGGAGCCGAGGAUUUCCUGCUGAAGCCCGUCCAGCCGUCCGACGUGUCGCGCCUCUGCAGCCGCGUCCUCCGCUGAGCGCCGCCUGGUCCGGUUGCACCGUCGGACGCCCCUGAACCGCACUACAUGGCGUGCGGAUUCAGCGUUUUGGCCUUCUGGAACAUGGACGCAUGCGUGGCAGUAGAGUAGUAUGAUGGCCGUCAGUGUGCAUGCAGCCUGUGUUUUGCUUCUGCUAAGUAGGAUGUGCCCUGUUUCCCCCUGUUAUGUAGCAGUCGACGUAUAUCCCUCUCAGUGUUCUGUGUUUCAGUCUCGUGGAUCAGUGUUCAGUAAAAAAGGAAGUUUGCUUCAAGCUAUUG
This is a messenger RNA of Triticum urartu, 1060 nucleotides long. Its product is annotated as two-component response regulator ORR5-like. Gene Ontology annotation, biological process: cytokinin-activated signaling pathway; phosphorelay signal transduction system. NCBI's taxonomy places the organism in Eukaryota, Viridiplantae, Streptophyta, Magnoliopsida, Poales, Poaceae. The record is from RefSeq and is a predicted model, not a curated record.